AUGCCACAUAGACCAAGAAUACAAAUUGGAAUUUCAUGCAGGAAUAUACCACAACUAAUGAAGGCAUCUUAUGCCAAGUUCUCCGUAUCCUAUGGAGGCUAUCUACACGAGAAACACGUAACUGAAACGGAACUUAAGCAAAUUAUAACGACUGAAAUAUUCGAAUGCGAAAGAGAUGAUCGAGAGGAUUCUGUACUUCUUGGUUACAUCCAGUGUACCGUGGGUAGAGUCAUUCACAGUGGUGGUGAACUAAUACUUCCGAUAAUAUGGAAUGAUGAUGUUCAAGUGGACAGAAACAUACCCAUGGAUAUAGUUGUAUGCAUUCGAGAGGAUCCCUUCUCAAAAGAGAAUAUUUUCAUUAAAAUGAAUGGUGCAAAUUUGGAUAAAAAAGAUUUCUUUGGUAAAUCUGAUCCUUAUGUAAUAAUUUAUCGGAGAAAUGAAAGAGGAAAAUUACAGAAAUGUUAUCGAAGUGAAGUAAUAAAGAAUACACUGUUUCCUGACUGGAAACCAAUUCUCGUAUGCUUAGAUCGACUAUGUGGUGGAAACAUUGACUGCGAAUUAUAUUUCCGAUGCUUUGACUGGGAUGGAGCUGUUGGAGAUUCGGAGGAAGUGGAUACUGAAAUUGAUGACCUGAUUGGAGAGUUUAACACAACGGUUAGCAAACUGUUAAACAGCAGUGAGAACGGGAUUGAAUUUCAGCUGAUAAAUAUGCCAAAGAAAAAACGAAAAAAAUACUAUCAGAAUUCGGGUUUGGUUACUGUGAAAUCAUACUUUGCUCAAUCAAAGUACUCGUUUCUAGAUUACAUCUUUGGUGGCUUAAGCAUAAAUGUAGUUGUCGCUGUUGACAUGUCAAGUCAUGCUUCAGCAAACUUAACAGGUACAAUGAAUCAACAAAUUGAAUUAUCUCAAUCUCAUACAGAAUAUGAAGUAGCUAUACAGGCUGUGAUGGAAAUACUUCAGGAAUAUGACAGCGAUCAACUUUUCCCUGCCUUUGGAUUUGGUGCAAAAGUUUCCUCGGGUGGAAAGUUGUCUUACAGAUAUCCAUUGAAUGGUGAUAUAAACAACUGCUAUUGUAAAGGUAUGGCAGGAGUACUUGCUGCCUAUCGUCAUUGUUUAACCGACUUGUAUUCAUCAGGUCCAAUAUUGUUUUCACCUAUUAUUCGAGAAGUUAACGAGGCAGCGAAGCAAAGUGAAGCUGCAGAUAACUACUAUGUUCUAUUAAUUUUAACCAAUGGUACUGUGGACGACUGGAUUGAGACUAAGAAGGCGGUAAUUGAAGCAUCAUUUCUCCCCGUAUCUAUAAUUGUACUUGGUGUUGGAGGAGGCAAAUUUCCAGAAAUGGAAAUACUGGAUCAAGACUUUGGUCUCUUAAAAGUUGGUCAAGAACAGGCGUGUAGAGAUAAUGUACAAUUUGUACAGAUGCGUCGAUUUUUACGAUUAGCAGCAGAUGGAUCAGAUAGUAUUCGUUGGAGUAAAGUGGCUCUUGCUAAAGAAGUUUUAGCUGAACUACCCUCACAGAUAUUAGAAUAUUUAGACAAGAACCAUCUAAGUCCUCAACAUCUUGUACCUAGACAAGCAGAAAAACUGAGUGAUUUAGCAAAUCCUGACUGGUGGAAAAGAUUUACACAACCAUUAUCUGAAAGUCAUUCCAGUCCACAAGAUAAUUUUUCUGAAGAAAAUGGUGCUUUCCAGCGAUUACAGUUGAAUGAAAGAGACAACCAACCAUCUUCAAGUAGUCAGUUCGCAUCAUCCAGCUCUACAUUCAGUUCUCAGUCAUCCGAUCAAUAUUACAAUAAAAGUGGAAAAGUAGGUACCUCUUCUGAAGGGAACAAUUCUCCUUCUAGUGAAGUCAAAAGUCAUUCGAGUAUAACAGUUAAUCAACAAUCUCCUAGAAAGGCUAUCGUACCAUUACACCGUCAAAUGUCAUUGGGAGCAGCUAAAAUCACUGAAAAUUAUUCCGCUAAACCUCGUUUUCGACGAUUACCCAGUGGAUUAGAGACAAAUGUAGCUUCAAGUCGUAAUUCAUCUGCACGAUCAAAUAAUACUAGCAGUGGUACAAAAUAG
Heterobilharzia americana is the source of this 2064-nucleotide messenger RNA. The record is from the annotation of a GenBank genome assembly. Lineage: Eukaryota; Metazoa; Platyhelminthes; Trematoda; Strigeidida; Schistosomatidae.